AACAAAAUCAUAACUUAUUAUAUGAAAACAGUCUUUCAGCUUUGUAGUCUUGGCAUAAAGCAGUAGCUUCACUCAUGUGUAAGGUCGUGUUGAUCCUUCGAUACUUUUUGGCCGCUUUUGUUUUCAUUCCUACAGCAGAUGUAAUUGCCAAUUUUACAAGGAGGCCUUCUAAUCCAACCUACGUGAAGAAUGGAACUACUGCCAAACUGGUGUGGGACUACAGUGACCCAAACAAUGAUCUGAUAGCCAUUGUCUUAAGUGUUCUGGUGGGUGGUAGCCAAGGGAAAGUCUUCAAAAGAAUGCUUUUCAAACAGGAUGGCGUGGUUUAUUAUCAUACAGAAAUACCACCUGCUUACAAGGAAAGGGUUAGGAUGGAAGGAAAAGCUACCCUGGUUAUUCAAAAAAUAACUCCCAAAGACAGCACCGAAUUUAGUUGUGAAGUACUUCGUCAUAUGGUCAGCCCAUGGCGGAGCACGAUUCAGCUUAUCGUGGCAGAACCACCAAAGAUAAGUCUGUCUUCAGUGCAAGGAGGUUACCGAGAGGGAUCCUUUGUUAAUAUCAGCUGUACAGCAUCCGGGAUUCCAGAGCCAGAUGUCACAUGGACCAGAGAAGGAACAGUGAUAAGUUCAAGAAAGGGAGCGGCAUUUCUGAUCUUUAACAGUGUAAGAAGAACAGAUGAUGGAUUGUAUUUAUGUAGAGCAAACAACACAGCUGGUUCCAUAACAAAUCAAACAACACUCGUCCUUUACCAAUUUCAAAAUGAUACGACAGUCUCGCGUUUUCAUUUACUCUCGGUUGAGAAGCCGAGUCCACCAUCCACAAUUUCAUCAGAAAAAGGCACUCAAACCAGUUCAUUAACAGUAAGAUGUGCUGCACCAGCUGAUGAUGGAGGGAGUCCUAUCACAGGAUACCGAGUCAUCAUACUUGAAGGUGACACUGAGAUAAACAGUGUUAAUAUUACUGUUCCUGGUGUAACAAGCUACACUUUUGGGGGUCUGGAGAGAGAUACAAACUACGUGGUGAAAGUGUUUGCAAGGAAUGCUGUGUUUGAAGGAAAUCCUGUCGUAAUAACUAUGAAGACAAAGUCUCAAGCUCGAGAGGACUUAAAGUGUCAUGACGUCAUUUUUAUAGCCAUAAUUGGACUGCUUUCGUCAGUAGUCCUUGUGUUAUUCAUUUGCAUCGUCUGGUUACUCAAGAAAGGCAGUGGUGGAAAAAAGAGGAUAAACAGAUAUGAAAGCGCUUAUGAGAGAGUACGAGAAUGGCGAGCUAAGAAAAGUAAUAUUGAAGAUUUGCUUGGAUCUACCAAAGGAAAGCAACGGAGCAGAUUGAGUGGAGGUGGUAGAAAACCAUUAAGUGCGAAAGUGGAGGAACUCCUGUUGGAAUGGAUUGAAAACAGGCGUGCUCGCGGAUUACGAGUCUCGUGUAAGCUUAUAAUGAAGAAAGCAGAAGUUACUUAUAUGACGGAAAACAACUUAGUGGACAACGACGACUUUAAAGCUUCCAGAGGUUGGCUGGAAAACUUUAUAAAGCGAAAUGGUCUGUCAUUGAGAAGAAAAACCUCCGUUCCCCAGCAAGAUCCAGACAGAAUACUUGCAAAACUUGUAUCUUGUGUAAUCCAGGUUAGGCGAUUACAAGAAAAGCACAAGUACAAGCCUUCUGACAUUGGUGCAAUGGAUGAAACCCCAGUUUGGUGCGAUAUGUUAUCAGAGACAGCCGUUGACGCAACUGGGAAGAAAUCCAUCACUCUAAAAUCGACCGGUUACGAAAAAGCAAGGGUUUCGGUCUGUCCCGCCGCGAAGGCCGAUGGAACUAAACUAAAACCUAUGGUGGUAUUUAAAGGAGCAAAGCGAGAAGUUGCAGCUUUAAAACAAAAAUUCCAACAUUGA
This is a messenger RNA of Stylophora pistillata, 1886 nucleotides long. RefSeq lists its product as uncharacterized. The record is from RefSeq and is a predicted model, not a curated record. Lineage: Eukaryota; Metazoa; Cnidaria; Anthozoa; Scleractinia; Pocilloporidae.